Molecule: messenger RNA, 1170 nt
Organism: Actinia tenebrosa (Australian red waratah sea anemone)
Lineage: Eukaryota; Metazoa; Cnidaria; Anthozoa; Actiniaria; Actiniidae
Product: trace amine-associated receptor 4-like
Biological process (GO): G protein-coupled receptor signaling pathway
Cellular component (GO): plasma membrane
Molecular function (GO): G protein-coupled receptor activity
Source: RefSeq, a predicted model, not a curated record
UUCGGCACCUGCUCAAGUCAAUUAAAACUUUUAUGUUCAACUAAAAGUCCUAUAUAUUGACAAUGUGGGCUGUUUACAUCUGUGCGUUGGCUGCCAUUGUCAUAAUAACAGGCAAUCUUGCUGUCAUGGUGAUAUUUACUCGAACACCUUCACUGCGCAUGCGCAAGUACUAUCUAUUGAUCAGCCUGUCAGUUGCUGAUUUCUUCGUGGGUUUGAUAUCAGUACCGUAUUACCUCGCGUUGCUUGUCCACUCACCUUUGUCGGAAGCUUCUUAUCUCGUAUAUACAGUUCAAGACAUCUUAUUUGGAACAGCAUCAGUGUUUGGUUUGACAGCCGUGGCGAUUGAACGAGCGUAUGCCGUAUAUUUCCCGUUCAAACAUCGUACACUUUGGAAAGGUGCGUACAUGAUUGGCAUAGCAGUAGUAUGGCUUGUGGCAAUACUAUUCGCUUUUAUUACAACUUCUGAGUAUGCAAUCUCAAUCAUAUAUCCAACAUCUGCCUCCAUCUUGAUCUCUCUUCUCGGCAUCAUAAUCUCCUAUGUCCUUAUAUGGAUUAAGAUGCAUUGCAUGACAAACAUGGUAAGUCACGCAAUCCAGAAGCGUGACAAGAAAAUGACCGUCACCCUUCUGAUCGUUACUAUUGUGAGCCUAUUAGCCUGGAUUCCAUUCCAAGUGGUAACAGUUUACGCGAUAACCUGUGGAAGCCUGUGUCUGCAUGACAAAGAAAAAGAAAUUAUGAUAACCAAAGUUUUGCAGUACAGCAACUCUCUUGUGAAUCCUAUCAUCUAUGGUCUUCGAGUUCCUCAGUUCAAAAGAGCUCUUCUCAAGAGGUUGCUGUGUAAUCGUGAUUUAUCUGUAGAAGUUGGCCAUGAACUGGCAGCACGCAAUCGUGACCCACCAAGCGUUGUACCGAUUAAUACAAAUGAUAACAUGACGAGGAUCGACUGAUCUAAAGACGAACACAAAUAAGAAAAAACUACGACUUUUCUGCUAUAGAGUCAGAAGUGGGAUAACCAACAGCAUUGUUUGCCCAUGAAAAGACGGAAGCAAUAGACGCUAACCCUGAUAACGUCUCAUACCCAAACUACCAGAUCUUUUUCAAAAUAUAUCUUCAUAUUCAAAUGUCCUUUGAAAAUGCCUAGACAAUAGUGAAUGAUUCAGUAGCAUUAAA